AUAAAGAUAUAUUUACAUAAUAUAUAUAUAAAAAUGGACAAGUGGGGAAGUGAAAAAAAUGAAAGGCUUGGCUUAAAUAUCUGAUGCAAAAGAAAUAAAUGGACCAUGUCAAAACGUAAGAAAAGGGUUCAUUUUUUUUUCUUUUGGUGUUACUUUUUUGUAAAACAGCUUUCAAUGUUACUAUUAUUAGCUAUAACAGUUACAACAUAGAAUGUUUUGGCAGUUAGGCUUGUUUUUUUUUUUUUUCUUUGUUUUUUCCAAUGCCAUCAAAACUUUUGUUCAUCACCAUCAUCACAACCCUUCUUCUUCUCUUUUCUUCAAAGCUUUUGUUUUUUUUUUUUCACUCAUUUCUCUCCUCAGUUUCAGCACCAUAAGCAACAGUGUACGGCCACUACCACUACAACCAUUGCCAAUGGCAAUGGCAAUGGCAAUGGCACAACCUCAUCAACAUUAUCAUAUGAUUAGGCUAAUGUUUUUCUUACAUUUCUUUUUCCUUGUUGUUUUCGCCUAUUCGGAAAUCGACCCUCUUUUAACAUUCAAGGAAUCUUUACAUUUAGAGAACAAUUCCAAAUUUUUGGCCACUUGGAGUGCCUCAACCGCGCCCUGCUCGGGGCGCGAUGCUAAUUGGGAAGGCAUUCUUUGUAGCCAACAUGGUAAUGUAUGGGGUUUGAAGCUUGAGAAUAUGGGACUAAAGGGUGUUAUUGAUGUUAAUGCUCUUAAACAAUUGGUUGAUUUGAGAACCAUUAGUUUUAUGAACAAUGGUUUUGAUGGACCAAUGCCUAAUCUUGGUGAACUUAGUGCUCUUAAAUCAGUUUACUUAUCUAAUAAUCAUUUCUUUGGUGAGAUUGACUCUGUUAUGUUCUCAAAAAUGCUUUCUUUGAAAAAAGCAGAUCUUUCUAACAAUCAUUUUGUGGGUGUUAUUCCUUCUGGAUUGACACUUUUGCCUAAGCUUGUUUUGCUUAGGCUUGAGGGUAAUCAUUUUCAAGGCCAAAUACCACUUUUCCCAAACAUCAAAUGGGCUUCUUUUAAUGUCUCUAAUAAUGAAUUGAGUGGUGAAAUCCCACCAACACUUAGUAAUUUGGAUCCAUCCUCAUUUCAAGGGAAUGAUGAUUUAUGUGGGCAACCUUUGAAACCAUGUGGUUUUGGAAAACCAUCAUUACUAAGCAUAGUGGUGGUAAUUGUAGUGGUUGUAAUUGCACUAGCUGCAAUAGUUCUUGUCAUUAUCAUCCUAAGCCGGCGCAGCAACAGCAUCAGCCGUCGUGAGCCAGCUACCUCUAUAGAGGCCCCGCCUUCGCCUGCACCAAUAUCAGUGCAGGCGAAAGCAGGGCCUAGUAAUAGUUUAAAUGCUUGUGUGGAAGAUCAAGCAGGCGGCGAUGAACUGCAUCAGAGUUCAUCGCCGCUUGGAAGUAGCGCGAGUAGCAAGAAGAAAGUAGCAGACAAGUUUAAGGUGACAUUUGUGAGAGAUGAUAGGGAGAAGUUUGACAUGCAAGACUUGCUUAGAGCUUCGGCGGAGAUGUUGGGUGGCGGGCAAUUCGGUUCUGCCUAUAAGGCUGCUCUGUUGAGUGGUCCUGUUAUGGUUGUGAAGAGGUUUAAGCAAAUGAACAAUGUAGGAAGAGAGGAGUUUCAACAACAUAUGAGGAGAUUAGGAAGGUUGAGACACCCUAAUUUGCUUCCUCUUGUGGCUUAUUACUAUAACAAGGAUGAAAAGCUCUUGCUUUUUGACUACAUUGACAAUACUACAACCUUGGCUUUUCACCUUCAAGUUGAUCAUCGUCCACUUGAUUGGAAAACGCGGUUAAAGAUUGUAAAAGGGAUAGCUAGAGGCAUUUUACAUCUCCACAACGAGCUUCCAAGCCUAAUCUCGAGUCACGGACACCUCAACACCUCAAACAUUCUUCUCAAAGAAGAUUUUGAGCCAAUACUUUGUGACUAUGGCCUAAUCCCAUUGAUGAAUCAAGAAGACGCCCAUCAAUUAAUGUCGGCUUACAAAUCGCCAGAGUACCUCCAACACGGGCGAAUCACCAAGAAAACAGACGUGUGGAGCCUCGGCAUAUUGAUACUCCAAAUAGUGACCGGAAGAGAAGAAGUAGAGGAAUUGGUGAAGAGCUCAAAUAUCCCACCGGACGAGUUAGUGAUCGAAAAGCAUGAAGGUUGGGAGGAAGAAGAGAUGGUGAAGCUAUUGAAGAUAGGAAUGAAGUGUUGCGCCGGCGAUUUGGAGAAGAGAUUGGAUAUCAAAGAAGCAAGCGAGAAAAUUGAAGAAUUGAAAGAAGUUGUUAGUACAAGUAGUGAUCAUCAAAAUCACCAUGAGAUUACUACUACUAGUGCUAGAAAUAGUACAGCUAUGCAUGAUUUAAAUGAUGAAGAUUUUUACUCAUCUUGUGCUAGUGAUGUUGAUAUGAGAUCUUCAAGAGCAAUGUCUGAUGAAUUUAUCAAUAUCAACUUCAAAGGUUGAAUUUUUCCUCAUAUACAUUACUCACAUUGUACACACAUGACAUGUAUUUAUAAGUAACACUAUAUAUAUGUGCCAACAAACGUUUCUUUUAGAUAAUAGAAAUGCUUAAGUCUUCA
This is a messenger RNA of Cannabis sativa, 2568 nucleotides long. RefSeq names its product pollen receptor-like kinase 2. Gene Ontology annotation, molecular function: protein kinase activity; protein binding; ATP binding. Gene Ontology annotation, biological process: protein phosphorylation. Lineage: Eukaryota; Viridiplantae; Streptophyta; Magnoliopsida; Rosales; Cannabaceae. The transcript is spliced from 3 exons. The record is from RefSeq and is a predicted model, not a curated record. The coding region runs from base 212 to 2452 and encodes 746 amino acids.